AUGGAACCCGAAGACUCUCGAAAGCCAAGUGCCAAGUUCCUUCCUGCCCACUUCCCUUCCAUCUCUUCCCAAGUUUCCAUCGAGUCUUCGUUGGCAAGGCGGCAGGGGGAGCAAGGAAAGUUGCUGCCGUUGGGAAUUGGGAAACGGGAGUCCCGGUGCCCCGUUGGUCAGUCCCGUCUGCACUGGAUCCAUGAUGCGGGAAAAAGCAAAUAUUCGGCUGUGAGAAGGCGCUCCCGAGUCCCCAUUCUCCCACCUCAUGCAGCAGCUACCUACUUCCAAGACCUGAGUCCCACUAUACGCCGUCCUUCGUCCACCAAUGCCACCAUCCACCAUGACAUCGAACGAACUCGUCUCGCAUUAGACGCAUGGAGCCCGCCUUACGAAACGCAGAUGCAAGGAACACCGCGAGAUGCAGCCUGUCUGCGCACGCGAGGCACGACCAGCGCCUUUACCCCUCAUUCGCCCUCGUCCUCCCCUUGCACCACCCCGCUUCAUCCUCACCACACCCUCACGAUACUCGGAAUUCCCCCGCGACCUGUCACUGCUGUUCGGACUCAUGUUGCACCAAUUCUUGCCUUAUCGAUAGAUAUCAUCCUUGACGUCCACCUCACUUGCAAGCCAGGGAGAGACAACGCCACGAUACUUCGUAUGAACGUUACCUUGGUGCCGGGACAGCGCUUUGAGAGGGACUCGGGCUUGGCCAGGCUCGUGGAAGUCUGCGGCGCACUAGUUCCAGCCUCCAAGCACUCCUGUCAGGAUUCGAUCCCUGAACGCUGCGAUACUGCGGAUAUGCCACACUCUAUCCUACACCUCUGGGGACAAGGUGCAUGUGUCAACUCCACGGCCGUCUCGUCUCGUCCAGAUCACAGAUCCAUCCGCCCGGGCCUCGCAAUCUGGGAUGUCAGAGGCAACCGACGGGAACGCAGUUUGCAUCGGUACAAUUCAGCCUAUGCGAAAGCUAGCUUGUGCAGUGAUGGCAUGCUGGUUGGUUUUCGACUUUGCGGACCAACAGCAACUAGCACCAACCGCAAACUCAUCUAG
Messenger RNA from Colletotrichum paranaense, 1041 nucleotides. RefSeq lists its product as uncharacterized. The transcript is spliced from 5 exons. The coding region runs from base 1 to 1041 and encodes 346 amino acids. NCBI's taxonomy places the organism in Eukaryota, Fungi, Ascomycota, Sordariomycetes, Glomerellales, Glomerellaceae. The record is from RefSeq and is a predicted model, not a curated record.